AUGGCCGUUCGAAGCGGGCGGACAGCUGCACUGCGGAUGGCCAGCGGUAGCGGGCGGCAGGUGCGGGCGGCCAGCAGUGGCAGGGACUCGAGGAGGCUGACUUCAAUAGAGCACCCAAGCGGAGAUGCAGGGUCGCCGCCUCUACUGACGCCAAGAGCUCAGUUCUGCCCGUCGCCUUCUCUUUUCCUCUCCCCCUCUCUUCCUGAAGUUGCACGGGCUUCAAGCAGUCGAUUUCCCACUCAAAGAGCACAUAUGCGGUCAGUUCCCCCCUUUUCCCCUGUGGCGUGCUCGAUUCCAACCCGAUUUUCUUUCCCGCGGAAAAUUUGGUGCCUACCGCUCGACUCCCCCUGUCCCCCGUGCAGAUUCAUGUCUGGCGUCCACCGCAGUCCUAUAGGCGUCUGCCAGACGCCAUUCCACGCCUAG
Messenger RNA from Miscanthus lutarioriparius, 423 nucleotides. The record is from the annotation of a GenBank genome assembly. NCBI's taxonomy places the organism in Eukaryota, Viridiplantae, Streptophyta, Magnoliopsida, Poales, Poaceae.